GAUUGCAGUUCAAAAUUUCUCUUUGCUUAUACAAACUAUUGCUUGAAAUGAUCCAAAGAGAAAAACUUUGCUCAGUGUUUGGAGCUACUUGGCUUGUGGGCUUAGUAUGAGUAGCACUGUGGCUCUAGUGAACUUCUUCAGGGGUUUCCACCCACACAGGCUUAUUUGAGGCCCUUAGUCAGUCGGCAAGCAUGUUUGGAACUGACCCUGGUGCUUUUGCAAGGGCUCAUGUUGCAGGGCAGUCACGGAUGGGCAUUUGUCGUUAUAAAUACUUGACCACUCUCCAGGGUGCGGUUUUCAGCCCUUUAAAGCGCUUCGUUGCCUGCCACCAAGCCGACUUUUGGCUUCGAGUGUAGAAUUGAUUGCUAUAGGACAUCUUUUGCCGAGAAAGAAGUAAAAUGGAACACAAUGGGUCUGCUUCAAAUGCUGGUAAAGUCCACCAGAAUCGAUUGUCAAGUGUGACUGAAGACGAAGACCAGGAUGCUGCUCUUACAAUUGUGACUGUCCUGGACAAGGUGGCCACCAUCGUGGACAGUGUACAGGCCAGCCAGAAGAGAAUAGAGGAGAGACACAGGGAGAUGGAGAACGCUAUAAAGUCUGUCCAGAUCGACCUCCUGAAGCUCUCACAGUCACACAGCAACACGGGCUACAUCGUUAACAAGCUGUUUGAAAAGACCCGCAAAGUCAGCGCUCACAUUAAAGAUGUGAAGGCCCGGGUGGAGAAGCAACGGGUUCAUGUAACCAAGGUCGAAACCAAGCAAGAAGAAAUAAUGAAGAAGAACAAAUUCCGUGUGGUAAUAUUCCAGGAGAAUGUUCGGUGCCCCUCGUCCCUGUCUGUUGUUAAAGACAGAAGCCUGCCCGAGAACCAGGAGGAGGAGGAGGAAGUCUUUGAUCCCCCGAUAGAGCUCUCGUCGGAUGAAGAGUAUUACGUUGAAGAAAGCAGAUCUGCCAGGUUUAGAAAGUCAGGCAAGGAGCACAUUGAUCAUAUCAAGAAGGCGUUUUCCAAAGAAAACAUGCAGAAGACACGGCAGAAUUUUGACAAGAAAGUGAGUGGAAUUAGAACGAGAAUAGUCACGCCUGAGAGGAGAGAGAGGCUCCGGCUCGGGGAGAGGCUCCGGCAGUCGGGGGAGAGGCUCCGGCAGUCCGGAGAGAGGUUUAAGAAAUCGAUUUCAAAUGCAGCCCCCUCAAAGGAAGCUUUUAAGAUGCGCAGCCUUAGGAAACCGAAGGAUCCCAAGGCCGAGGGCCAGGAGGGAGACAGAGGGAUGGGCGUGGACAUCAUCGCAGGCAGCCUGGCUCUGGGGCCCAUCCAUGAGUUCCAUCCUGAUGAGUUCAGUGAGACAGAAAAGGAGGUGGCCAAGGUAGGGUACAUUCCCCAAGAAGGAGGGGACGCCCCAACUCCCGAGCCUUUGAAGGUGACUUUUAAGCCUCAGGUGAGAGUGGAGGACGAUGAGUCCCUCCUGUUGGAUUUAAAGCAGUCCUCGUGAGAGGAACUAAGUGUGAGCGUCAGUCUCACGUCACGUGGUCACAGUUUGAGUAGUGCAGUCAUUUUUAGUCACCGUAGAAAGGCGAAUGGUACAAAAGCUUCAUUUCUUACCUUUAAAAUUCUAAAGAUUAUAGAAAUAUUGUAUACAACUUUCUUGUAAGUUCCUUGGGGAUCCUAUUUCCCCUGAGAAUAUGUGACUGACAGCUUUUUUUUUCCCCCCCUAGUGUCACACUUUUUUGUGGCAGCUCUUGGCCAAUUCGAAAAUAGUUGCAUGGCGCAGGUCAGUUAGGUGCUUGGUCAUCUGUAACACAGGAAGGACAAGUCCAUGCCCAUGGUUCACCAGCAAACUGUAGGAUUUGGGUCAGGAUUAACAAGUCCAGUCUCCAAGGGGAGUAGCUAAUGAGUGGAUUGUGUUAUCCAGAUGUUCACAUCUGGAGAUUCAUUAGUGAGUCAGUAGCCAUACCCCUUAUGAAGCUCUUCUGUGAGGGGGAAAAAAAUGAAGUUUUGGGCUUGAGCAUUUAGCUGUGGUAUCCUAACUUCCUUACUGGUGAGACUCGGCCGGUUGCCAUCUAUUUCCAAUGACAGAAAUGGAGAGGGCUUGCUGACCCUGCACCUCUCAGAGGACUUGAGAUCUGAGGGGAUGUCACAGAGUGUGUGAGAACAAGACACAGAUCCAGCGGAGAGGCACAAACCACACUGGUGCUUCCAAACCAGAACUUAAUAUUACAUCUGUGAAGAAGCCCUUGGUACCAGGCACUGGGCCCUGAAUUGAGCAGAAACUGAAGAUGUGCUUUGCAAGUCUUUUCAUAGCCUGAAGAGUGAAAAAUACAUGCUUGGAUGAGCGCUUUUUCUUAAAGGCUGAAACCAACCUUGGAUUGUUAGCCGGGCCCCAACAUAUUCCUUGGAAAUGUGUCUCUAAUUGCCUUUAGAUUUGGAUGUGGGGUAGACUAGUGUGGGUUUGUGUGCAGAGCAUGAGGUGGAAGUCUAGGGCUGGGCUGUGAAGUGGCUUUUUUAAGGUCUGCCCCGAUGUGGGUGUAGAAAUGAUUCCCGAUACUACUGUUUUCCAGAGUGAACCCUUUAGGGCAAACAGUGCCACUUUGGAGGACAUCAGAUUCCAGUUAGCUCUUAGAUUUAGAUCUGUGACGUCAAGAAGUACAUACUGCUGCUGAGGGAAAAUCACAGUCUGCACUUCCGGCACACUGGAAUCUUUGGAUCGUUUUUUGGAUAUGGAAGAGAUGGUAGAAUUUUUGAUAAAGUGUUUUACUCACGUUCAGUUUAAUGUUGAAUAAUCACCUAGCAGUUAAAAAUAUGCAGGCAUGGGAGUGAGUGCGUGCCUGCUGCCCCAGCACUGACAAGGCUGAGACAGGAGGAUCACGAAUGAAGUUGAGUGAGCCUGGAUUUCUUUAUAUAGAUAUGGUUCAGCAUAAUUUUCUUUUCACUCAGCCUGAAUACAUGUUCAUCUUGCUUUUUUUUUUUUUUUUUU
Peromyscus leucopus (white-footed mouse) is the source of this 2966-nucleotide messenger RNA. RefSeq names its product caveolae associated protein 4 (gene Cavin4). Gene Ontology annotation, cellular component: caveola; cytoplasm. NCBI's taxonomy places the organism in Eukaryota, Metazoa, Chordata, Mammalia, Rodentia, Cricetidae. Gene Ontology annotation, biological process: regulation of gene expression. The record is from RefSeq and is a predicted model, not a curated record.